Messenger RNA from Oncorhynchus nerka (sockeye salmon), 1340 nucleotides. RefSeq names its product nanog homeobox (gene nanog). The record is from RefSeq and is a predicted model, not a curated record. Gene Ontology annotation, molecular function: DNA-binding transcription factor activity, RNA polymerase II-specific; RNA polymerase II cis-regulatory region sequence-specific DNA binding. Bases 45 to 1019 code for a protein of 324 amino acids. The transcript has 4 exons. Gene Ontology annotation, biological process: regulation of transcription by RNA polymerase II. Lineage: Eukaryota; Metazoa; Chordata; Actinopteri; Salmoniformes; Salmonidae.
GUUUGGAAAUUUCUUGCUUGCAAAGAAGAGGAACUGUGGAAGCGAUGGCAGAUUUGAAGUCCCCAGUGAGCUACAAUCCAUCCUACCAUGCUUUUUCCUAUUGUCUCAUGUACCACCAAACAGGGCCUGAGCAAAAUCAUCCCAACAUCUCAGGCUGGGCAGAGGCCGUUCCCAACUCUGGGGUCAGCGGCGGCUACCACCAGCAAGCGCCGCAUCAAUCCCCACACAGGAAUCCCGAACAGAACAUUGGUAAUGGCAAUUCCCACCACCCAGGUCCUGUUAUGUAUCUCGGCGACCUUCAGAACCAUACUCCGAGUGGAUGCCUUUUCAUUCCCCACAACAGGACUCCGUUUGAUCAACCGCCGAAGGAGAUCGAGCAGCCAGAUUCUUGGACUUCGGAGAAAAUCUAUCCUCAAACCAACCCUGCCACCUGGGUGAAAAGGGGGUUGGAAGAGGAGAUGGAAAGUGGAAGGCCAAAUGGUAGUGAGCUUGUCUCCAGCUCCUAUCCAGAGAACACAAGCGUACAAAUUCUGGGGAGUGAGUACAACGCCCCACCGUCUUUGCCCUUGCCUCUCCCGGAGAAAGCGGACAAGGACAUCCCCAAACAAAAAGCUCGGACUGCUUUUUCAACCCGCCAGAUGGAUGCCCUGACCCAUCGGUUUAACAUGCAGAGGUACCUAUCCCCUGCUGAGAUGAAGGCCCUGGCUGGACUGACGGGGCUAACUUACAAACAGGUAAAAACUUGGUUACAGAAUCGCAGGAUGAAACUGAAAAGGCACCAGAAAGACAACGGCGGGUAUCCAAACCCUGGCUACCCUAACAUGCCACCACGCCCUCAGUUUCAGGGAAAAGCCCAAACACAGAUUCUGGAUCAUCACUCCAACACUCAACAGUUCCAAGAGGCCAUGUUCAUGAAGAGCCCCCAGCAGAACCUGCCUUACUACACCGGUGGAUACCCUCAGCCAUCCCCUGCGAGGCCCCUGGGCAACUGGCCCCUGCCACCAGCCAUGCCCCACUAAUGGCUUCUACAGCACAGCAAGGGGCUACAACAUGGACAGUGUAAAACACGACUCCAGCAUCAGGUGACGACAGGAGCCCUACUCAUACCAACAGCUCCAUACAACCCUGUUUCACAAUGCUAGCCAAUAAUACACAGGGGAAUGUCUCAGUGGUAAAUCGACUGUUAUUUUUUCUAAAUGUGUGGUUGUUUGGAAGGAUUCUUAUAAUUGAGGUUGAGAUUCAGACACAGGUUAUUCUCAAAUAAUGCGGUGUUGGCUAAUUAUAUAAAUCCAUCUUAGUAAUUUGCAGGUCUGUUUGGACUUUUAUCCCUUAUUCAUAUG